CCUUCCCUCUUUGUAUACUUUGGUCUCUCUCUCACUGUGCUUGCUCUGUAACAUAAACCCUAACUCCAUAAACCUCCGAGCUCCUCCUUCCAAGCUCUUCCCCGACAUUAACCAUGGAUGAUAGCUUGUAUGAUGAGUUCGGGAACUAUAUUGGUCCUGAAAUUGAAUCUGACCAGGAGUCCGAUCGAGAGGAAGAGGAUGAGGAGCUCCCCGACAGGCCCACCGAGGAGGCUGCUGAAUCUGACGGCGAAGAUGCAGCUGCAGGAACGAACGGGUGGAUUACGGCCUCCAAUGACGUCGACAUGGAGAACCAGGUAGUCCUUGCGGAGGACAAGAAGUACUACCCUACAGCUGAAGAGGUCUAUGGCGAAGACGUGGAGACCCUGGUUAUGGAUGAAGAUGAGCAGCCCCUUGAGCAGCCCAUCAUUAAACCAGUUAGGGACAUCAAGUUCGAGGUCGGGGUGAAGGAUUCUUCGACUUAUGUGUCGACCCAGUUCCUGAUUGGGCUUAUGUCGAACCCGGCUCUGGUUCGGAAUGUUGCGCUCGUCGGGCACCUGCACCACGGGAAGACGGUGUUCAUGGACAUGUUGGUUGAGCAGACUCACCACAUAUCUACAUUCGACUCGAGCAAUGAGAAGCAUAUAAGGUAUACUGAUACUAGGAUCGACGAGCAGGAGAGGAGGAUAUCUAUCAAGGCCGUUCCAAUGACCCUUGUCUUAGAAGACAGCAAUUCUAAGUCGUACCUCUGCAACAUCAUGGACACUCCAGGACACGUUAAUUUCUCCGACGAAAUGACCGCUGCUCUCCGGCUUGCUGAUGGGGCUGUCUUGAUUGUUGAUGCUGCCGAAGGAGUCAUGGUGAAUACUGAAAGAGCAAUACGUCACGCAAUUCAGGAUCGCCUUCCUAUCGUAGUUGUAAUCAACAAGGUUGAUAGGUUGAUAACUGAACUUAAGUUGCCACCAAGGGAUGCUUAUCAUAAGCUUAGGCAUACCAUAGAGGUCAUCAAUAACCACAUCGCCGUUGCCUCGUCAAAAGCUGGAGAAGUCCAGGUAAUUGAUCCAGCUGCGGGAAAUGUUUGUUUUGCAAGUGCCACUGCUGGGUGGUCUUUCACCUUGCAAUCAUUUGCGAAGUUAUAUGUCAAGCUUCACGGGAUCCCUUUUGAUGCUGAAAAGUUCGCGACGCGUCUUUGGGGAGAUUUCUAUUACCAUCCAAACCUCCGUGUUUUUAAGAAAAAUCCUCCUUCUGGUGGAGGAGAAAGAUCAUUUGUUCAGUUUGUGCUCGAACCCCUCUACAAAAUAUACAGUCAAGUAAUUGGGGAGCAUAAGAAGAGUGUUGAAACUACACUUGCAGAACUAGGGGUGACUCUUAGCAAUGCAGCUUACAAGUCGAAUGUGAAACCCUUGCUUCGGCUAGCUUGCAGUUCAGUCUUCGGUUCGGCCUCAGGUUUCACUGAUAUGCUGAUUCACCAUGUACCUUCUGCCAAGGAUGCUGCUCGCAAGAAGGUUGAGCAUAUUUACACAGGGCCUCAUGAUUCAAUGAUCUAUGAGGCUAUGGAAAAUUGUGAUCCCUCUGGGCCCUUGAUGGUGAAUGUAACUAAACUGUAUCCCAAGUCUGAUUGCAGUGUUUUUGAUGCUUUUGGAAGAGUUUAUAGUGGGGAAAUUCAGACAGGACAGAGCUUACGUGUACUUGGAGAAGGCUAUUCACCAGAUGAUGAGGAGGACAUGACAGUGAAAGAGGUGACCAAGUUAUGGAUCUAUCAAGCUCGAUAUAGGAUACCCAUAGCUAAGGCUCCCCCUGGUUCAUGGGUUCUUAUUGAAGGUGUUGAUGCUUCAAUAAUGAAAACUGCAACUCUUUGUAACGUGGACUAUGAUGAGGAUGUGUACAUAUUCCGUCCCCUUCAGUUCAAUACACUACCUGUUGUAAAAACGGCGACAGAGCCUCUCAAUCCAAGUGAGUUGCCUAAAAUGGUGGAGGGUCUUAGGAAGAUCAGUAAGAGCUAUCCUCUUGCUAUAACCAAAGUUGAGGAGUCUGGGGAGCACACAAUAUUAGGUACUGGAGAGUUGUACUUGGACUCUAUCAUGAAGGAUCUAAGGGAGCUCUACUCUGAAGUAGAAGUCAAGGUGGCAGAUCCUGUAGUCUCUUUCUGUGAGACAGUGGUUGAGUCUUCAUCUAUGCGUUGUUUUGCUGAAACACCAAACAGGAAGAACAAAAUCACUAUGGUUGCAGAGCCAUUGGAGAAAGGAAUAGCGGAGGACAUUGAAAAUGGAGUUGUAAGUAUUGACUGGAGGAAGAGGGAACUCGGCGAGUUCUUCCAAAGGAAGUACGAUUGGGAUUUGCUUGCUGCCCGCUCCAUAUGGGCCUUUGGGCCAGAUAAGCAGGGACCUAACAUUUUACUGGAUGAUACAUUAUCAAGUGAAGUAGACAAGACCUUGCUGAACUCGGUGAAGGAUUCCAUUGUUCAAGGGUUUCAGUGGGGUGCUCGAGAAGGACCUCUUUGUGACGAGCCUAUUAGAAAUGUCAAGUUCAAGAUAGUUGAUGCAAGAAUAGCAACUGAGCCAUUACAUCGCGGAUCAGGGCAGAUUAUACCCACUGCUCGACGGGUAGCUUAUUCAUCUUUUCUGUUGGCGACUCCACGUCUCAUGGAGCCAGUGUACUAUGUGGAGAUACAAACACCGAUCGAUUGUGUGUCUGCAAUCUACACCGUGCUGUCUCGCCGGCGUGGGCAUGUUACUGCUGAUGUUCCUCAACCUGGGACUCCAAGUUACAUUGUCAAGGCAUUUUUGCCCGUCAUUGAAUCAUUUGGAUUUGAGACAGACCUGAGAUACCACACUCAAGGGCAGGCUUUUUGCAUGUCAGUGUUUGAUCACUGGGCUAUAGUGCCCGGUGAUCCCCUCGACAAGAGCAUAGUGUUGCGCCCACUUGAGCCUGCUCCAAUUCAGCACCUUGCACGUGAAUUCAUGGUGAAGACCAGGCGCAGAAAGGGAAUGAGUGAGGAUGUAAGUAUUAACAAGUUCUUCGAUGAGGCUAUGAUGGUGGAGCUCGCUCAACACGCAGCCGAUCAACAUCAUCAAAUAAUCUAAGAUGGAGCUCGAACUGUCAAUUACUGGGAAAAAAAGGCUUGGUCGUCUCUGCUGCAAUGUCUUUUGUUAUAGGCUGUUGUUCUGUUAACUGUGUAGAUGGUAGUUUUCUUCAGUAUUUGCGGGAAUCCAUUUUAACUGAGCCAUCAUUCCGAGAUAUUGGUAGAAAUUACUGUAUCUGUACCUGAUCGAAAUGCGAAAAAGAAAACCGGGGAUUGCAUUCUCAUCAGUUCAAGAAUCAUGGGUGUAUUGUUGGAACAACCUUUUCUUCUUUUACGUUCUUCUAUUGAGUUGGUCGAAUGAAUGACAAUUUCUCUGUAAUGGACUUGGUCAACAGAAGCUUUGCUUCAAUCAUCGAAAGACCUUUUAAAUGUCGAAAAUGCCCGUUGCUGCAA
Molecule: messenger RNA, 3472 nt
Organism: Punica granatum (pomegranate)
Lineage: Eukaryota; Viridiplantae; Streptophyta; Magnoliopsida; Myrtales; Lythraceae
Source: RefSeq, a predicted model, not a curated record